ACACGGGAACGCACUCAGUUGGGACAGUGACAUGCUAUGCGUCAAUUCAAUCGACAAUUAGUUUUGCAAUUAAUAUUCUAUUUUGCAUUUGACCAUAUUUAUGGACAACAAGUGUCCGAACGUAUUGUUGGCGGCAGCGUGGUAACACAAAAGAAAUAUCGCUAUUAUGUGCGUCUGCACUAUCAAGGAGAGUUCAAGUGCGGCGGUUCGUUGGUGCGGAACAAUGCUGUACUCACGGCAGCCCACUGUGUCAAGGGCAGCAAUGUGAAGGCGUUGCGAGUACACGCGGACACUAUUAAUUUGGGCGACACUGGCGUAGUGAGAACGAUUAAGAAUGCGCUAGUUUCAAAAACGUACAAUGCGGCAACGCUAAAUUACGAUGUAGCAAUCUUAAUACUCUCCUCUGCCAUACCGAGUGCCAGUUUUACGGCGAUAUCAUUGGAUAAGAGCGCUAUCGCUGUCGGUACGAGUUGCCUGGUUAUUGGUCAUGGCUAUACUAAAGAAAACGGCAUUGUCUCACGACAAUUGCAAGAGAUCUAUGUACCUGUCGUAAGUCGGGCAGUUUGUCAACGGAAAUAUCGUGGUACCGGUGCUAUUACACAGUAUAUGAUGUGCGCUUCGGAACCGGGUAAAAAGGAUUCGUGUUCUGGUGAUUCUGGCGGUCCGAUGAUAUGCAACGGCAAACAAGCUGGCAUUGUUUCGUGGGGUAUGGGUUGUGGGCGUGUCAAAUAUCCGGGAGUUUACACAGACAUAAGCAAGGUGAAUAGUUUCAUCGAAAAAGCACUUAAAAAGUAUCCGUAAGCAGGAAGUGGAGCAGAAUUGUAUGUUAUUGCAAUACUGUACUGUUAUCUUUGCGUGACAUAAUACUAUUAAGAUUAAAGAUAUUGUAAUUAUUUAAAUGUAGUUAUUUAUUAAAAAUACACAAUAGUUAUGUAAUCACUUUUGUAUAUAUUAAAUGUAAAUGGUUUAGCAUGCCGGAAAUAAAACGAAUCUAAAAUCGGGUGAGCCCUGACUCUUAACAAGA
Messenger RNA from Bactrocera oleae (olive fruit fly), 1024 nucleotides. RefSeq names its product seminase. The record is from RefSeq and is a predicted model, not a curated record. Gene Ontology annotation, biological process: proteolysis. Gene Ontology annotation, molecular function: serine-type endopeptidase activity. Lineage: Eukaryota; Metazoa; Arthropoda; Insecta; Diptera; Tephritidae.